Scylla paramamosain (green mud crab) is the source of this 1211-nucleotide messenger RNA. RefSeq lists its product as uncharacterized. The coding region runs from base 141 to 635 and encodes 164 amino acids. The transcript is spliced from 5 exons. The record is from RefSeq and is a predicted model, not a curated record. NCBI's taxonomy places the organism in Eukaryota, Metazoa, Arthropoda, Malacostraca, Decapoda, Portunidae.
CAGUGCGGGGUGUCUCCAGUCUAUAUCAGGUACACACACCACCACUGCCUCUCUCACUGUCACGCUGCCACAGCGUCGCAUUAUCACACACAUACAUACAAACGUACAUACAUAGAUUCCUGCAACCCACUAUAGCCAGCAUGAAGUGGACCGCGCCUCUCGCCGUGGCCGCAGCUGCGCUCUGUCUCGCCUCAAUUCAGGCUUACGAUGAGUGUCCAGAAGGUUUCAUUGACUUCGCCGAUGUCAACAUGAGUCCAGUAUGCAUGUCUUUCGUACAUGAAAACACCUCAUGGCAUGAGACGAGAAACCACUGCAAAUCGAUGAACGGCGACUUGGGCCAGCUGACGGGGAACCUACACCAGAAAGUAACACAUUUCAUCAAACAUCGGCCAGAAUUUGAGAACAAAACCUUUUGGAUCGGAGGGAGUGACGUAACGAUGGAGGGAAGAUGGGUGUGGGUGAUAGACGACACGGAUAUCCCCCGCGGCACGCCCCACUGGUUCCCUUGCAAUGGCUCAGAACCCGACGGAGGCAGCCUUCAGAACUACCUUGGUCUCCUUCCACCGGGUUACUAUUUUCACAGUCUGAAUGGCUACGGUUUUAGGAGCGGUAUCUGCCAACUCUUCUACUCGUAAGUCAGCACGGGUGUCUGGUGCGGGGAACUGAACAGCGGCACAACAACUCCUGUUACACUGCAUCUUCAUUUUAGGACAGUAUUCUCAAACAUUUCAGCGGUUCAUCUCGAGUAUUUUUUAUCAGGAUCCAGUGGAAGUUGUUGGUGUUUUUCAAGGAGGUGGGGGUCUUGAUGUUUCUAGUGAGAGUUUAACAAGUAUUCUUCAUCUUAAGGCGGCUUAUCUCGACUACCAAGAUCCAGUAGAAGUUGUUGGUGUUUUCAAGGAGAUGAGGAUCUUCAUGGUUCUGAUGAGAGUUUAACUAAUGCUCUUCAUCCCAAGUAGUAAAGAAAAAAAAAAAAAAACCCACAUGAAAACCAGACUGAUGGUUUUGGUGGUUCGUAAAAGUUGUCCUGGUGAAUCUAAAGCGUUUCAGAAUAUAUCUCGUGUAUUCCACUGGAUGACUUAGGUUUAGGAUGAUACGUUUUGCAGUCAGGGAGUUAAACAUCAUCCCUGCAUAACUAUCCACUGUAAUUCUACCCUUAUUUACUGUUUUCUUAAGAUUGAAGAGAAGCAACAGCAAUACAACAGUAAAAAUUG